CAUGAAACUUAUGUUACUUGCCAUUAUCCUCGGUGUGGCAGCCACCGCCCCCCAGCAGCAGCCGCCCGUCGCCAUCCUCCUGGACGAGCGCGUCCCUCCCGAGAACGGCGCUUACUCCUUCCAGUUCCAGGCGGAGAACGGCAUCGUGCAGAGUGAGUUCGGAACGCCGGGUUCCCAGGGCCAGACGAACGUUCAGGGAGUCUUCAGUUUCCUCAUGGAUGAUGGACGCGUGGCUGAAGUUAAAUACCUAGCAGACGAAAAUGGAUUCCAGGUUCAGUCCCCUCUUCUGCCCGUGGCUCCGGAGUUCCCUCACCCCAUCCCGCAAUUUGUGCUUGACCAAAUUGCUUUUGCUGAAGAACAAAGUCGUUUGGAGGCUCAACUGCAGUCUUAAAUGUCUCUCGUUUAAUGGUAUUUGUGAAACUCCGAGAAGAGUUUACAUUUGGGCUUGUGCAGUAAUUUAUAUUAAAGAUCCUAAAAGAAAAAGUUGUCAUUUUUCUUUGCUCACCUGUGGAUAGUAAUUCUGACAUUGUUGAAUGUAAAAAGCUGCAUUGGCAAUGGGUAGUGUGCUAUCAAUCCGGGAGGCCCAUACUUAGUAUUAUUGCUGCACUUUAAAAUAAUUUAUGGGUGAGAUCGAUUGUUAAAAAAUCAUUUUGUAAUUAAUAUUUUUGGACCUCUCAGUAUUGGAGAAAAACCUGCAAAUUAUGAACAGUUUUUUUUUUUGUAUUAAGCUUUAUACAAUAUUCCAAACAUAUGUUUUAUUUUUCAUAAAAUGCAAACGAUUAAAAUCCUCACUUUGAAA
This is a messenger RNA of Penaeus chinensis, 799 nucleotides long. Its product is annotated as cuticle protein AM1159-like. NCBI's taxonomy places the organism in Eukaryota, Metazoa, Arthropoda, Malacostraca, Decapoda, Penaeidae. Gene Ontology annotation, molecular function: structural constituent of chitin-based larval cuticle. The coding region runs from base 2 to 391 and encodes 129 amino acids. Gene Ontology annotation, cellular component: chitin-based extracellular matrix. The record is from RefSeq and is a predicted model, not a curated record. The transcript is spliced from 3 exons.